Messenger RNA from Tachysurus vachellii, 695 nucleotides. RefSeq names its product claudin-4-like. NCBI's taxonomy places the organism in Eukaryota, Metazoa, Chordata, Actinopteri, Siluriformes, Bagridae. Gene Ontology annotation, molecular function: structural molecule activity. Gene Ontology annotation, cellular component: plasma membrane; bicellular tight junction. The transcript has a single exon. The record is from RefSeq and is a predicted model, not a curated record. Gene Ontology annotation, biological process: cell adhesion; bicellular tight junction assembly. The coding region runs from base 1 to 654 and encodes 217 amino acids.
AUGGCUUCAGCUGGCCUGGAAAUCCUGGGCAUGAUUCUGUCUGUGGCUGGCUGGUUGGGCGCAAUGGUGGCCUGCUGCCUGCCCAUGUGGCGCGUGGCGGCGUACGUUGGUCAGAACAUCGUGAUCACACAGGUGGUGUGGGAGGGCCUGUGGAUGAGCUGUGUGGUACAAAGCACAGGCCAGAUGCAUUGCCAGAUCUACGAUUCCAUGUUAGCGUUGCCCAAUGACCUGCAGGCAGCACGAGCUCUGGUUGUCAUCGCUGUCUUCUUUGGUGUUGUGGGAAUGACUCUGGCCGUAGCAGGUGCCAAAUGCACCAACUGUACAUCGGAUGUGUCCAGCAAGCCUCGCAUCAUGCUGGGUGCUGGUGUGGCGUUCUGCAGCACCGGGCUCUUAUUGCUUGUGGCUGUGUGCUGGUCAGCCUAUACCAUUGUCCUGGACUUCCAUGACCCACUGCUGCAAGACACGCAAAAGAGGGAGUUCGGGAACUCAUUGUAUUUCGGCUGGGGUGCCUGCUGCCUGCUCAUCCUAGGGGGAGCCAUACUUUCCUGUUCGUGUACUUCCAGAGCACCCAAGGAUCCUGCGUCUCAAAGAGCACACUACACAUCGGUGAAAUCAGUGGCUUCAAAUGGAUAUUGCAGAAGGGACUAUGUUUGAGUGGUGUAGGUUGGUAAACGAGCGUUUGUCUAGUGAAAAUA